AUGCCUCAUCCAACCCCAUCCAGCACUUGUCCUCCUGCAUUCACCACCACCCACGCGCCCUCACAGCAGCCCUCGUCGCCAUCCAGCCUGACCUUUGUGCCCGACGAGCUGUGCGUGAAGAACAGUGCCCGUGAAGAUUCGUCUUCGCCACGUGAACACCAGCGAACCAAGCACGACAGCCUUACCACACAAGACUCGGCGAGCCGAUCUGCCGGCGUCAUAACCAGCGUCCACCUAAAUCGUCCCGGCCCAUCACCCGCCGCUGCUGUUGCUGCUGCUGCCUCUCAGCGCCAAACCUCUCAGCAUCUUCGCUUGACUUCGCUGGGCCGUAUUACUCCUGCUUGCGAGUCUCUCGAGUCGCCCACACGCUCUUCGUCCCGCCUGUCGCAGGAGUCGUUGUCUUCGCUCGACUACCACCCCCGUCGCCCCGGCCUCGACGACAAGCGAAUCUCGCUAAACACCUUCCUCUCGGCCACAACUCCUCCCUGGUCUGCAGAAGAAAUCAACGCCAGACAAAAGAUGCAUCAAACUUCGUCCCGUCUGCUGCGUCAGACCGACGAUGACCGUCCGUUCACCAGAGUAAGUCUGCUUUCCGCCAUUGUUUCGAUAAACUUCCCCACUCACACUGCGCUUGUGUAG
Molecule: messenger RNA, 639 nt
Organism: Aureobasidium vineae
Lineage: Eukaryota; Fungi; Ascomycota; Dothideomycetes; Dothideales; Saccotheciaceae
Source: the annotation of a GenBank genome assembly